Messenger RNA from Neurospora tetrasperma FGSC 2508, 1049 nucleotides. RefSeq lists its product as uncharacterized. Lineage: Eukaryota; Fungi; Ascomycota; Sordariomycetes; Sordariales; Sordariaceae. The transcript is spliced from 2 exons. Bases 113 to 988 code for a protein of 291 amino acids. Gene Ontology annotation, cellular component: membrane; endomembrane system. The record is from RefSeq and is a predicted model, not a curated record.
AUCGAUCUGUUCAUUGCAUUAAUUACCACCUGUUCCAUUCCAUUGCUGUUUCCCUUGGUCUUCUUCUUCUUUGCAUGUUCACAUAUCACUAGGUAGCCAUACUAUCGUCAACAUGGCCGAUACCGACACCGUCCGCCGGCGCAAGCCCGAAUCCAAGACACCUGCCACCAACGAGCCCGGUCACGAUACGGCCUCAGCUACCGAAGACUCCGAUGUCGAAGAGAUCAUCCGCCCCGGCUUUCCUCCCCACUCCGAAUCCCGAAAUGGCGGCAAGAAAAAGAAAGCUCCCAAACGCCGAAUCGAAGACGAAGACGAAUCCAACCCCUGGCUCCUCGACAUCCUCCGUGUCAUUUCCUUCCUCUUCCUGGCCUCUUGCGGUCUCAGCUACCUCAUCUCCAAUGGCGAGUCCUUCUUCUGGGGCAUGUCUCACCCGCCCAACUAUCUCCAGUUAGAAUGGUGGAAGUCUCAAUUGCGCGGCCCCAUCUACCUCACCCCGGCCGAACUCGCCGCCUUCGAUGGCACCGAUGAAUCCAAACCCAUUUAUCUCGCAAUCAACGGCACCAUCUAUGACGUCUCCGCCAACCGACGCACCUACGGUCCGGGCGGUUCCUACCACGUCUUUGCCGGCGUUGACGCUUCGCGCGCUUACGUCACCGGCUGCUUCGCCGAGGACCGCACCCCCGACAUGCGCGGUGUCGAGGAAAUGUUCCUUCCUCUCGACGACCCUGCCGUGGACAACAAGUACUGGACCCCAGAAGAACUAAAGCAGUUAAAGAGGAAAGAAAUGGAGGAGGCCCUGAAAAAGGUCAACGAUGCCUUGAAGCACUGGGCCAACUUCUUCGGGAAGAGCAAGAAGUACAGGUUCGUGGGCUAUGUCAAGAGAGACAAGGACUGGUUGAAGAAGGAACCAGUGCCCAAGCUGUGUGAGGCGGCGGGGAGGGGCAGGACGCCUAGGUCACCGCCGGAGGAGGAAAAGAAGAAGCACUAGGAGAUGACUCCUGAGGAUGGUGGUAAUGGUAUGGAAAACAGAACAAAUUAAUUUCUUACCC